AUGUCCACCGAACGCCGCAUCAAGACGCUCAAGACGCGAAUCAAGAGUUUGACUGCGUCUCUCACGCUUAUCAAAACCUUCGUCGAUGGGUUUGACGAAGCGACGCAAUCUGACGAAAUUCCUGUACGGUUGGAAAGCCUCAGUAAGCUGUGGUCGGAUUACAACGAGGCACAAAGUGAACUAGAAUCACUCGAUGAAACUGCCCUCGAUGCCCACAUAAAAGAGCGAACGACAAUGGAGUCGUCUUAUUAUCGAAUCAAGGGAUUCUUGUUGGCCCAGAAUAAAGCUCCCUUAAAUCGAAGUGUGUCAUCUCUCCUUCAAUUAGAGGCGCAACUCCCUAUGUCCACUUCCCAAGUGCGUUUGCCAGACGUGAAACUCCCCGUGUUUGAUGGGAAACUGGAAAAUUGGCUUGUUUUCCACGAUCUAUAUGUUUCAUUGGUUCACUCGUCGACUGGUCUUUCCAAUAUCCAGAAGUAUUAUUACUUACGAUCUUCGCUCUCAAGUUCGGCCCUUCAACUCAUACAAUCGAUCCCGAUAAGUGCGGACAACUACACAGUGGCGUGGAAUUUACUCCUCAAGCAUUUCCAAAAUCCAUCGCGUCUAAAGCAGGCCUACGUCGAUGCACUAUUUGACUUCUCUGCCCUAAAACGCGAAUCGGUAACCGAUCUCCACAACUUGGUGGAAAAGUUCGAAGCUAACGUGAAGGUUCUACACCAGCUCGGUGAGCACACGGAACAUUGGGAUAUUCUGCUCAUUCGGAUGCUUAGUAUUCGUUUAGACUCAACUACUCGAAGGGAUUGGGAGGAGUACUCUUCUUCCAAGACGACGGUAAAGUUCAAAGACUUGGCCGAAUUCAUCCAGCGACGUGUCACAGUGCUUCAGUCCAUACAAGCAAAGAUAAUCGAAAUUCCGUCAUCAGCUCAAGUGAAAAAACCAGCAAUCCGUUCUGUCUCUAGCCACGGAGCGCAUCAGGGAAAUCCUCGAAAAUGUCUCGUCUGUUCGGAUCAUCAUCCUCUGUAUCUGUGUAGCACGUUCUCCAAGCUGUCCCCUGAAGAUAAGGAAAGGGAAAUACGUCGUCAUCAACUUUGCCGAAAUUGCCUGCGAAAGGGUCACCAAUCAAAAGAUUGCUCUUCAUCGUCCAAUUGCCGUAAGUGUCGGGGCCGUCAUCACACGCUGAUUUGUACCAACGACUCUUCGACACCAUCUGUCUCAAAGGCUGUUAAUCCCCAGCAAGCCAAGCACACCACAAGCCCGUCCGUCACCGAAACACCGACCAGUUCUGCGUCUGCAACAAUUCUCGAUUCCAUCAGCUGUGCAUCUUCUGGCUGUCAUCUGAAAACCGUCCUUCUAGCUACUGCGAUCGUCAUUCUCGUUGAUGAUAACGGAAUUGAGCACAUUGGCCGUGCUCUACUGGAUUCGGGUAGUGAGUGUUGUUUUAUCACGGAGCGAUUCUCUCAGCGAAUGAAGGCUCAACGACAGAAAAUCUAUUUGCCGAUAAGUGGCAUCGGACAAUCCAGCACACAGGCUAAGCAGAAAUUCACGUCGAUCAUCCGGUCUCGAAUCGGGGAAUAUUCGUCUUCCGUUGAACUUCUUGUUCUUCCCAGAGUCACCAUUGACUUACCAGUAACGUCCGUCGACACUUCGACAUGGCACUUACCUACCGGUAUCAAACUAGCAGAUCCAUCAUUCGACACCACCAACCCGAUCGACAUUAUACUUGGCGCUGAAAUAUUUUUCGAGCUGUUCCGAGUACCAGGUCGAAUCUCCCUUGGUAAACAUCUUCCGGUAUUAGUGAAUUCGGUCUUCGGUUGGGUCGUUUCUGGAAAAUCUACUGCAAACACAUGUCGUCCUCCUGUUGUUGCCAACAUUGCUACGAUCGCCGAUAUCCAUCGGCUUAUGGAAAGGUUUUGGACCAUCGAAGAAGAUCGCUCAUCCACAGCGUAUUCCAUCGAAGAGCAAGCCUGUGAGGAUCACUUCACCAGCACCGUGUCACGAACCGCCGAAGGAAGAUACCAGGUUCGCCUGCCGUUCAAACAGAACGUCCUCGAUCAACUAAGUGACAAUCGUCGUACUACAGUUCGCCGUUUUCAUCUUCUGCAAAAUCGGUUCUUUCACAACCCUGACCUUCAUUGCCAGUACAAGAUGUUUAUCGACGAGUACCACGCUCUUGGCCACAUGCAGCGUAUACACGACUACGAAGAUCCAUCAGUUAAACGUUUCUACCUCCCGCACCACGCUGUAUUGCGUGAAGAUAGCUCUACGACAAAACUGCGGGUUGUUUUUGAUGCAUCUUGCAAGUCUCCGACGGGACCAUCGUUGAAUGACGCCCUCAUGGUUGGGCCAACGGUGCAAGAAGACAUCCGAUCGAUUACUAUGCGCUCACGAAAACACCGAAUCAUGAUAGUUGCCGAUAUAAAAAUGAUGUACCGGCAAGUGCUCGUAGACCCGCGAGACACGUCUGUCCAACUCAUUGUAUGGAAGUCUUCUCCAGACCAACCGAUGGAAACGUACGAAUUGAAAAUAGUGACGUACGGUACUGCUAGCGCUCCAUUUCUAGCCACCAGGGUGCUGAACCAGCUGGCCGAGGAUGAAGGAUCAAACUUUCCUCUAGCCGCAUCUCAAAGGCUGGAUUUCAGUUACGGAAAUGGGCAUCAAACGAUAGAACCGUACUCGAAGGGAUUCCUUCAGAAAAUCUUGCCUUGA
Armigeres subalbatus is the source of this 2703-nucleotide messenger RNA. RefSeq lists its product as uncharacterized. The transcript has 2 exons. Gene Ontology annotation, molecular function: zinc ion binding; nucleic acid binding. NCBI's taxonomy places the organism in Eukaryota, Metazoa, Arthropoda, Insecta, Diptera, Culicidae. The record is from RefSeq and is a predicted model, not a curated record. The coding region runs from base 1 to 2703 and encodes 900 amino acids.